Molecule: messenger RNA, 2077 nt
Organism: Frieseomelitta varia
Lineage: Eukaryota; Metazoa; Arthropoda; Insecta; Hymenoptera; Apidae
Exons: 3
Coding region: 1-615 (204 amino acids)
Source: RefSeq, a predicted model, not a curated record
AUGAUCGGUGCAAUGCCAGCGGUGGCAGUUCGCCACGAACGUAAACGACAAGAGAAAAGACUAAAACGUCCUAGUCAACUUUACCUAGGGGGCCAAUGGAUGCCACCGCCUCAAGGCUCGCCGCCAACCCCCAGCCCUCAUGGCCACAACAGCCACCUGGAGCCUUUACCCGAAUUGUAUCUUUGUGGCAAGAUAUCGGGGCUGCACGCGGUGGUGGUGUGCCUAUUGUUAGGCGCAGUGGUGCUGGUGGUUGGUCUAGUCCAACUUGCCCCGGGUGCGACGACCACCGACCAUCGACUCGCUCUACUCGUAGCGGGAACUAUUCUGCUUCUCCUAGGCAUCAUCCUAGCCGGUGUCAGAUGCUACGUGUUACACUGCGUGCCAUUACCAAGCGAGUCGCCCGUGGCAACCCCGCUUCCGCCGCCGGCUAACGACCAGGCCGGACUUCCGCGAGGCACGCUCGACCUUCUGGUGGGCCAUCAGAAUCAACCGGAGACCGACGCGCUGAUGCACACCGAGCACCACCAUCAACACCAUCAUCAUCACCAUCACCAUCAUCACGGCAAUCAUAAGAAGAAGCGUAGCUCUCAAGGCUCCCACUCCGACGAAGCCUAAUGAUCGACGUCAGAGAAACCGGCUAAUUAUAAUGGAUCCUGUUAAGUCGGUGAUGAAAGUACAUCCGCUGACAGUGAGAAACUCCAGGGAGAGACGUUCCAGACCAAAUUAGGAAGUGGAGGAAGGAGAAGAGGAGGGAAGAAAAGGAAAGAAAGAAAGGGAAAAUAGAGAGGAGGGAAACAGAGAGAAACGAAGAAAAGAAACAGAUGAAGAAAAGCGUAGAUUGAAGAUUUUGAGAGGAAAGUAAAACGGGGGGAACAAUCCUCCCUUCCCCCCCUCGUUGGAGACAGUCUGUACGUGUACAUUAUACUCGAUUCUUUUAUAUAUAUAUAUAUAUAUAUAUAAAAGUAUAUAUACAUAUACAAUACAUGCUAUAUGUAUGUACAUAUAUGUUCACAUACAUUUGUAUGUAAAUGUAUAUGCACGUAGAUAUAUACAUAUAUUAUCGGCAUGUAUAAUGCGUAACGUGUACUCAGCUUCGAGAAUCGCCGCUGAGGAAAGUGCACUUUUCUAUCUUGUAUAUGCUGGAUGUUCGAGCUUCAUCUGACACGCGAUAUCACUUUAUUGAUCUUUCUUGCCCUUACGUGAACGAAAUACGAGCUGUUUGGAGUAUUACCGCGAUCGCGGUGUCUCCGUGGCAAACGAUUCUUUCGGUCACUUGCCGAUGCAAAUUGCGAAAGCUUGAAGACUGCCAGCGCAAAGCGAGAGGAGCAUGGCGAGGGUAAUCUUGUUAUCGCCCUGGGGACAAAGUCGAUCAACGUGGGUCCUCGAGAUACUGCAAACAGUAUCUUCUUUUUUUUUUUUCCUUCUUUUUGUGUGUAUUCAUGAUUCGAAAACUACAGUUUUACUUUCUUAUCUAGUUUUGCCACGAAAUUUAAAGAAAGAGAGAAUACCGAAUUGUAAGAUAUUUUGAGACGAGAAUGUUUCAUAGCUUGUGUUGUUAUAUUUUUUACUUAAUUGUUAUUGUUUUUCAGAAUUAUAUUUUAAUUUAUUUAUGUUUAAAUCUCUUUGCAAAAGAAAUUGAAAGAAUCAUUGCUUCUUGUCUCAAUUUCGUCUCGAAACGUCAAAUGUUAUUUUUGUUAUCGUAUUGAAACAAAGUUGAGAUAUAUAAAUCACAGUGGAAUCUUGAACCUUUGCCGAGAUGUUUCUCUGAAACGCUGGCAAGUUUUUUAGCAUCGGCUCUCGCGAAACGUAAGUGGAUUUGAAACACUCCUCCAGGCUUUCUGAGAGAUAAUUGCAAAAUAAUUGCGACGAAAAAGUGAAAGUGAUACAUACAAAGUGAACAAAGAAAAAAAACUCGCAAAGCCGAACACCCUGCAUUCGAUCAAAAAAAACAAAAAAAACAAAAAAAAAAAACAAAAAAAAACAGUUCGUUAUCACUAUUGAAAGACUAAUUCCUUCUUUUCGAAAACCAAUGAAAGCUCUGUACAAAAAAAAAAAAAAUAUUAUUAACAAACAUGUA